CGUCUCUUUUAUUAUUGUCACGAGUCGCCGCAAUGUUUUGUAAUUUUUUUGCAAUAACCUGAAACAACUGAUAAUAAAUCUAUGUUCGUUUUAUACAAUUUAUCCACUUUUAUUUUAAAAUAGCAGCCAUUAGUUUAUACUAUGGCGGACGGUGAAGAAAACUUGCAUCGUUUGGAAGGAACAUCAGGCGAUGCUCCUGGCGGCUUAAUCAUCAAAAAGAAGGACGAACCUGCUGAAUUUCAAUUCGCUAAGCCUUCAUUGUUAGGUCUAGAUAAGCUGGCAGCAGCUAAACGUAAGCAGAAUAGGUUGAUUUCCUUUCAAGACGAUGCGAACGAAGAGGACGACACGGAAAGCAAAACGGACUCCACAGGUGUUAAAGAGCGUAAAUACAGGAGACACAACGAAGAGACGCCAACAUACACUGGUGGAAUAUCGGAACAAGCACGAGAACGCAUGCUGGAGCGAUUACAAAAAAAGGAGAAAGAAUCUAAAGAAAAAGGUGUUCACCACUCCACACAGGAAGAAAAAAAAUCAAGAUCCAAAGAUGAUGAAGAUGAUAGAUUCUACCGUCGCCGGUAUGACAGACGUGACCGUGACAAAGACAGAUAUGACAGACAUAGGAGAGAUAAAGAUAGAGAUCGAAGGGACAGAAGGGAUGAUAGGGAUUCAGAGAGAAGAGACAGGGAUAGACGUGACCGAGAUAGUGAAAGAAGUAGGGACAGUUCACGGCAUAGUUAUUACGAGCCAAGAUUCAAAGAUGAACCUAAGACACCAAGCUUAAAAGCCCUCAAACCUACUGACAAAACAGCGUGGGAUGAUGACGAUGAUGAUCCAAAAGCGAUACGUAAGUCCAGUUGGGACUUCCCAACUCCUCUACCAAGAGAUGCAGGGCCCUCGGACCGGUCACAGCGCAGUGAGAGAAGUGGCAGACCACUGAGGGAUUACAAGGGUCGUUUAUAUGAAGACAGUGCUAGAGCAACUCCACACAAAUUUGCAAGUUCAAGACGAGGCUUGGACAUAGACGAUCCAGAAUGGCAAGAAGCUGAGAAAAAGCUGGACAGGGCAUGGUACAACAUGGGCGAAGGUGAAGCAGACGAAUCCGAUCCAUUUGCGGAUACGAGCGCUGAAUAUAUCGCUCGGAAAGAGGAACAAAUCGAGAAACGGCGUAACCGCAAGGUGUCAGCACAGCGGCAGCAGAUAGACAAGGACAACGAGCUGUGGGAGCGAAACAGGAUGCUCACCAGUGGCGUAGUACACUCCAUCAAUGUCAAUAAUGAUUUAGACGAGGAGAGUGUAGACCGCGUUCAUCUACUCGUUCAUAAUAUUGUGCCGCCGUUUCUUGAUGGACGAAUUGUGUUCACCAAGCAGCCGGAGCCUGUGAUACCGGUGAAAGAUCCCACGUCCGACAUGGCGAUAAACGCUCGUAAAGGUUCGGCUCUAGUGAAAGCAUUUAGAGAGCAGAAGGAGAGACGGAAAGCACAGAAGAAACACUGGAAACUGGAAGGAACUAAAAUUGGUAACAUUAUGGGUAUUCAAAAGGAAAAAGAAGAAUUGGAAGACGGCCCCACUAAAGAAGCCUACAAGUAUGCCGAACAUUUGGACAAGCAAGAAGAACCGGAAUCGAAAUCGGAUUUCGUUAAAAAGAAGACGAUAGCGGAACAGCGGCGCUAUUUGCCGGUGUUCGCCGUCAGAGAGGAGCUCUUGCAGGUCAUCAGGGAGAACAACGUGGUCAUUAUUGUCGGUGAGACGGGCAGCGGUAAGACGACACAGCUGACGCAGUACCUGCACGAGGAAGGGUUCAGCCGGCUCGGCACCAUCGGUUGCACGCAGCCGCGGAGAGUCGCCGCCAUGUCCGUCGCCAAGCGAGUCUCCGACGAGAUGGGCACCAAACUAGGUGACGAAGUCGGCUACGCAAUACGUUUCGAGGACUGCACAUCACCGAACACUGUGAUCAAGUACAUGACCGACGGUAUUCUACUACGCGAGGGGCUGCGAGAGCCCGACCUCGAUCACUACUGCGCUAUCAUCAUGGACGAAGCCCACGAGAGGUCGCUCUCCACUGAUAUGCUGUUCGGCUUGCUGCGGGAGGUGGUGGCCCGUCGGUCGGACUUGAAGCUGAUUGUCACAUCAGCUACCAUGGACUCCAGCAAGUUCUCCACAUUCUUCGGGAACGUGCCCACCUUCACGAUCCCAGGGCGGACGUUCCCCGUCGAGACAUUCUUCGCCAAGAAUGUUUGCGAAGACUACGUCGAUGGUGCUGUCAAACAAGCUCUUCAGAUUCAUUUGCAGCCAGACGAAGGCGAUAUUUUAAUAUUCAUGCCGGGACAAGAAGACAUUGAGGUCACGUGCGAGGUGCUAACAGAAAGACUGGGAGACCUGGACAGCGCUCCGCCACUCACGGUCCUGCCCAUAUACUCGCAGUUACCAGCUGAUUUACAAGCGAAGAUCUUCCAGCGUGCGCCGCCCGGUCAAAGAAAGUGCAUCGUCGCAACCAAUAUUGCUGAGACAUCGUUAACUGUCGACGGAAUAAUGUACGUGAUCGACUGUGGUUACUGUAAACUAAAGGUUUACAACCCAAGGAUCGGCAUGGACGCUCUGCAGAUAUAUCCAGUAAGUCAAGCGAAUGCUAGACAACGCGCAGGGCGAGCUGGACGGACGGGACCAGGCAAGGCCUUCUGCCUCUACACGCAGAGGCAAUACCAGCAUGAACUAUUAGCAUCCACAGUACCAGAGAUACAGCGCACCAACCUGGCCAACACUGUGCUUCUCCUAAAGUCUCUAGGCGUGGAAGACCUGCUAGCAUUUCACUUCAUGGACCCACCUCCUCAGGAUACCAUCCUGAACUCGAUGUACCAGCUGUGGAUCUUAGGCGCGCUGGACGGCACGGGUGCCCUCACCCCGCUUGGUCGGCAGAUGGCGGAGUUCCCACUCGACCCGCCCCAGUGUCACAUGCUCAUCGUCUCCGCCGAGAUGGGGUGCAGUGCUGAAGUGCUCAUCAUUGUGUCGAUGCUGUCGGUACCAUCUGUGUUCUACCGCCCCCAAGGUCGGGAGGAGGAGGCGGACUCGGUCAAGGAGAAGUUCCAAGUGCCUGAGUCGGACCACCUCACACUGCUGCAUUUGUAUAACCAAUGGAAGUCCAACAAAUACUCAAGCCAGUGGUGUACAGAGCACUUCGUGCACGGUAAGGCGAUGCGGAAGGUCCGCGAGGUGCGGCAACAGUUGCGCGACAUCAUGCAACAGCAGCGACUGCCGCUCGUGUCGUGCGGCACGCAGUGGGACACUGUACGCAAGUGCAUCUGCUCAGCCUACUUCCAACAAGCGGCUCGUCUCAAAGGCAUCGGUGAAUAUGUAAACUGCCGUACGGGCAUGCCUUGCCACUUGCACCCCACGUCGGCGCUGUUCGGCCUCGGCUCCUCCCCCGACUACGUGGUGUACCACGAGCUGAUGAUGACCACCAAGGAGUACAUGCACUGCGUGACAGCAGUGGACGGACGCUGGCUCGCUGAGUUGGGGCCUAUGUUCUUCUCUCUAAAGGAGACUGGCAAAUCGAACCGCGACAAACGCAAAGAAGCCGCAGUGCACCUACAGAGAAUGGAAGAAGAGAUGAAGCAAGCGGAACAGAAGAUGGCAGAAGAACGUCGCAAGCGCGACGAGGAGGUGCCUCUGAAGCAGACCGUGGCCACGCCGGGCCUGAACACGCCCAAACGGACACCGCAUCGGCUGGGACUUUGAAUGGAAUGGAAUGGAAAUUGCCGACAACUGGUGACGUGGAAGCACUUAUACUGAACCUCAUUCAAAUAUGGAAACAAGAAUUUAAGGCGUAUUUAAGGGGGGUUAGGUAGGUCACCCCCCCCCCUUGCUGCAAUGAGAGCAGUUUUUAACUAUGUGCAAAGACAUGUUUGAAUGUAUAUAAUGUGCCUUCUAUAAGGGCUUAGCCCCGGAAAAAUAAUUCCUUGUUUUUUUUUAAUAUUGAAGAUAAAUACCAUUUUUUUAUACAACUUAGAAUGGCAAACAAGCUGACGACCCACCUGAUGGAAAGUGGUAACCGUCGCCUGUAGACAUGAGCAGUACCAUGGACAUAACAGAGUAUACUGUUUCACGCCAUAUCCCACCCUUCAAACCGAAACACAGCCAUGCAAACACAACGGCUUCACGGUUGAAACACGAAUUGGACAGAGGUACCCAAGCAAUCGACUUUUGUACAAAGUCUCCCUCUGGUAAAAGCUCAAGCCAGUACAGUACCCAUCGUCAUGUAUAGGUCAUCAUCUGUCCACUGCUGGACAUAGGCCUCACCUAUAGACUGCAGGAACAAUGCUGAGCCACCUGCAUCCACUGACUCCCUGUAAUGCAUUUGAGGUCGUCACUCCAUCUAGUGAUCUAGUAGGGUACUAGGGUGUAGGGAUCUACCUACACUAUAUAAUAUACAGUAUAUAUACAUCAUAUAGUUAAUAAUAUCAUAAUUUUAUAUACCCAUAGGUAUAUAAACUUAUUAUGUACAUGAUUAAAAAUAAUAACUGUUUUUUGAGUUCCUUUUAACACAUUACAAUAUUCCGAAACCCACAGUAGAAUAUAAAAAAAAAUCUGAUUUAAAAAGCUUGUAAACAAACAUAUUUAAACAGAACAUUAUUUCGCUUGUAUUCUUAUUUUAAAGAUUAAAAUCUUGUUUUUAAAAAUUUACAAAUUCCGAAAUAUUAGUUACAAUAGUUGGUAACACGUAAAUGAUACCUCCAGUGUUGCAAGUAUACAUUGACAAGACCAGAGGGCCUACCAUAAAAUGUUUUCCGAAAUUUCGGGGCCGAACGAAACACAAAUUUCAUGUAAAAGUACACGAUACCUACCGUUUAAAUUAUUAAAAUAUCGUUCCUUUGGACUUUUAUGGUAAAAUUUAAGAUGAACAAAAUACUCCAUUUACUGAGGCGAUUUCAAUAUGAACAAAAACACGAAAUUGAGUCCGAAAAUUCGGAAUUUCAUUUCGUGGUAGACCCUUUGAGCACCAUCAAUAGAAAGAACAGUAUACCAGACAUUGCUGUCUUAUUUUAUCUUUGCAGACAGUAGCAAAAACGUGUCUGGUUACAUUCGUUAGCCACUGACCCUUAUGUCGCUUCAAUUUUGUUAAUUAACAUGUUUUUAAAAUUCCCAUCUACAUGUUCAAUGUACUUAAAUAUUUGACAACAAAUCAAAUUGUAGCAUUGUCGGGAGAAUUGUAUCUGUAUGUAAUUAACUAUAUUGUUUUGUUAAAUCAAGAAACAAAUGCAAAAUAAACAUUUUUAUAACACU
Molecule: messenger RNA, 5277 nt
Organism: Galleria mellonella (greater wax moth)
Lineage: Eukaryota; Metazoa; Arthropoda; Insecta; Lepidoptera; Pyralidae
Product: pre-mRNA-splicing factor ATP-dependent RNA helicase PRP16
Exons: 21
Coding region: 142-3732 (1196 amino acids)
Biological process (GO): mRNA splicing, via spliceosome
Cellular component (GO): intracellular anatomical structure; spliceosomal complex
Molecular function (GO): ATP binding; RNA binding
Source: RefSeq, a predicted model, not a curated record